Molecule: messenger RNA, 1341 nt
Organism: Orbilia oligospora ATCC 24927
Lineage: Eukaryota; Fungi; Ascomycota; Orbiliomycetes; Orbiliales; Orbiliaceae
Exons: 3
Coding region: 1-1341 (446 amino acids)
Source: RefSeq, a predicted model, not a curated record
AUGCACACUGCAACACACGUUUCCGGCCUCUUCAGCUUGCUCAGAAUUCAUGUUAUCCUCGACGAGUUCACACCUUACCUUCUCCCCCAUGAAAUCCUCAAUUUAGGGCUGUGCUCCAAGAGUUUUCAUAAGAUUCUGUUCAAACAGGCUGGUGCCUUUCGCCAUGUUGACCUUUCCCUAUCAGCCCUCGUCCCCGUCAACCAGUCCCAGCAGCAAGUUUCUCUCCGACGAAGUUACACAGACUUCCUCUCUUCGGCCUUACUAGGGAAGAACACUCAAACACUCAUCCUAGAUGGCCUCCCCAUGAACUUUGAUACUCUUUUCAACCUUCUCGUCUCUCCUAAUCAGCGAAUCUCGAUCUUGAGCGUCCGAGACUGUGGGUUUAACCAGCCCAGGUUUAUGCAGACACUCCACUUCUUGGUUCGUCCUGGUUCUACGUCUCCUCUCAAGGGUGUUUAUGUCUUCGGUAAGAGCAAUGGCGCACCCAGAAGCAAGAAUAGAUGGCAAAGACAACGCGUUGGAGAAGUCGAGUUCAUCGAAGGGUGGGCCGAAACCGUCCAAGCCUGCGAAGGAAAGAUCGUCUUCGACAUCGGACUAUGCAAGGGGUCGAAGCACAUGACACUUUCGCCAUUCGAGGACGACUUGAAUGCUGUCGCUGCUGCGGCUGCUGAGAUCGAGCUUGGAAGUACCCCAGUUUCCGUUGGAUCCGGAUUUGCAUCGUUCGCGUGGUCGGGUCAAGAUUCGGAACAAAGCAGCGUCACAUCCACCUCUGCUGGAGAGGGCGAUUGGAUGCCACCACAAAUGGCACCAAAACUCGCGAACAAGAGAAUCUUGGGUCGAUGUGAAGGAUGCGGUACACCACCAACCGGGUGUUCUAGCAAGCUCUAUGGACCUGUUCCAAUUUUGACCAGCGAUAUCAAGAUUGCCUGUCGUCCACGUGUUGGAGAAAAGGUUGAGGUCGACAUGUGCGACGACUGCACAAAGGAGAGACUUUGCGAGUGCUGCGGUAAAUGGUGGUGCGAGAGCUGCUAUAGCGUUGGAAUGGGAAAGAUGGAGGUGUACUUCUCGAUUGCUAUGACUGCGGUAGAACCUGCUUUGAUUGCAAGAAAGAUACCAUGCGAAGCUGCAGAAGCUGCAAGACCAAUUUCUGCGCCCUUCACGACGUCGGCGCCUCCGAACUCUACUGCGAUUGGUGCCAUGUCUAGAAGACUACGACACAAAAAAGAAGGCGACAAUGGCUUCGCCGAAAGGCCGAGUCGGAACGAAAACGCAAUUCUCAAAACUAAAAUCCAACUAUCUGCUGCCGGUCCAGCUGGUACUCUCAACCAGAGUCCCAUCUGA